CGCCGCCGGAGCUGGCACUGAGGAGCGGCGGCCGCGGCGGCAUUGGGACCUGGGGACGCCAGCGCUCCGCUGGACACUGCGUCCCCCGAGAGCGCCCACGGCGCGCGCAUCUGCCUUCUGCGGUCCGGGGCUGCCCGGGGGCGUCCGGCGUUUCCCGAGAGCGGGCGUGUCCAGUGCCGGGCGGGAGACGAGCGCGGGGCCACAGCCUGUUGGAGCGCUGGGGGUGCCGGGCAGGGGGCGCGGGGAGCCCUGCCGGGGACCAAGCGGCCCGUUUCCUUGUGCAGAGCAGUUUUCUCGAACUCUCCGCCUCCGUCUCGUUGGGGCCCACCGCUGCCGGGAGACCCCAUCCAGACCUACCAAGAAAAAGAGUGUCAUGAAAAAGGAGCAGAAAGGAGACCUCACUGUUGGUGAAAGGGGAGUUUUCUUUCCCAGUUGGUGGUUACUUCAUGAUUGGAAGAGAAGUACCUAGGUGGCUGAAGAGAUGAGAUUUUCCUAGUCAUACUGAUGAAGCUGAUAAACGAAGACAGGAAAAUGCUUUCUCUGGGUCAUAAUGGGCUGAUGAGUAAGUAAGCCUGGAAAGACAGAUCUGAAAUGAGGGCAAGAAUUUUGAGUGUUUUAAAACCAAGUAGGACUUUGAACACUUGUUGAGGAUAUUUUUAUCUCAAAAAUGGAGGAAGAAAAAAUUCUCAAAGCAGGAAGUGUAAAAAGCUGAGAGGAGUAACAACCUAAUCCUCUCCAAGAAUUUCAGUACUUCAUCAACUUCUCUGGACACACACAAGCAAAGGCAUCAGGCAUCCUAUCACAGGUGGUGGUAUCCUACGGCAGGAAUGAUUUCUUAAUUUGGAUUUGGGAGUGCUUUUUCUUUUUCACAACGUGUGUUUCUUGACUCGUCAAGUUAGGUAGAUUGAUGUCAAGGAAGUAAAUUGUGAAUUCAUAGUAUGUUUGACCUCUGUUUGCUGUGUGAUAUGGGAAAAUUAGAGGUUUUAACCUUCCUUGAAGCUUUAUUGAAAGCAGUACUGCGUCAGGGACACAGACCCACAGUAUAAGUUUUCUUUUUGGUGACUGUGCUUAUUUUGAAUGAGCAGAAUGUUAGCUGGAUUUCACAGCGUAUGUGAUUUACAGUCUUUGUUUUAUCAAGGCCUUAAAUGUAUGUUUUAAACUCACCAGAUGGGAAACACAUUGAGUGCUGUGUGUGACACGUACGCCUAAGGAGAGGAACUCCCCGAUGGAUCAUGGCGUUAAUGUUUACAGGACAUUUCUUAUUUUUAGUGUUAGUGAUGUUUGCUUUCUCUACUUUUGAGGAAUCUGUGAGCAAUUACUCUGACUGGGCAGUUUUCACAGAUGACAUAGAUCAGUUUAAGACACAGAAAGUGCAAGAUAUCAGACCCAACCAAAAGCUGAAGAAAAGUAUGCUUCAUCCACAUUUAUAUUUUGAUGCCGGAGAGAUCCAAGCAAUGAGACAGAAGUCUCGCACAAGCCAUGUGCAUCUUUUUAGAGCUAUUAGAAGUGCAGUGACAGUUAUGCUGUCCAACCCAACAUACUACCUACCUCCACCCAAGCAUGCUGAUUUUGCUGCCAAGUGGAAUGAAAUUUAUGGUAACAAUCUGCCUCCUUUAGCUUUGUACUGUUUGUUGUGCCCAGAAGACAAAGUUGCCUUUGAAUUUGUCUUGGAAUAUAUGGACAGGAUGGUUGGCUACAAGGACUGGCUGGUGGAGAAUGCACCAGGAGAUGAGGUUCCAGUUGGCCAUUCCUUAACAGGUUUUGCCACUGCCUUUGACUUUUUAUAUAACUUAUUAGAUGAUCAUCGAAGACAAAAAUACCUAGGAAAAAUAUGGGCUAUUACUGAAGAAAUGUAUGAGUAUUCCAAGGUCCGCUCAUGGGGCAAACAACUUCUUCAUAACCACCAAGCUACUAAUAUGAUAGCAUUACUCACCGGGGCCUUGGUGACUGGGGUUGAUAAAGGCUCUCAAGUAAAUCUCUGGAAACAGGUGGUAGUAGAUGUGAUGGAAAAGACAAUGUUUCUGUUGAAUCAUAUUGUCGAUGGUUCUCUGGAUGAAGGUGUGGCCUAUGGAAGCUACACAGCUAAAUCAGUCACACAGUAUGUCUUUCUGGCCCAGCGCCAUUUUAAUAUCAACAACUUAGAUAAUAAUUGGUUAAAAAUGCACUUUUGGUUCUAUUAUGCUACCCUUUUGCCAGGCUUCCAAAGAACUGUGGGUAUAGCAGAUUCCAAUUAUAAUUGGUUUUAUGGUCCAGAGAGCCAAUUAGUUUUUCUGGAUAAGUUCAUCUUAAAGAAUGGAGCUGGAAAUUGGUUAGCUCAGCAGAUCAGAAGGCACCGACCUAAAGAUGGACCCAUGGUACCCUCUACUGCCCAAAGGUGGAGUACUCUUCACACUGAAUACAUCUGGUACGACCCCCAGCUCACCCCACAGCCUCCUGCGGAAUAUGGUACUGCAAAAUUGCACACGUUUCCUAACUGGGGUGUUGUCACCUAUGGGGCUGGGUUGCCAAAUACACAGACCAAUACCUUUGUGUCUUUUAAAUCUGGGAAGUUGGGAGGGCGAGCUGUGUAUGACAUAGUUCACUUCCAGCCAUACUCAUGGAUUGAUGGGUGGAGAAGCUUUAACCCAGGACAUGAACAUCCAGAUCAGAACUCAUUUACUUUUGCCCCCAACGGGCAGGUGUUUGUUUCUGAAGCUCUCUACGGGCCCAAGUUGAGCCACCUUAACAACGUAUUGGUGUUUGCCCCAUCACCCACAAGCCAGUGUAAUAAGCCCUGGGAGGGUCAGCUGGGAGAAUGUGCCCAGUGGCUCAAGUGGACAGGUGAGGAGGUGGGUGAUGCAGCAGGGGAGAUCAUUACUGCCUCUCAACAUGGGGAAAUGAUAUUUGUCAGUGGGGAGGCAGUGUCUGCUUACUCUUCAGCAAUGAAGCUGAAAAGUGUUUAUCGUGCUCUACUUCUCUUAAAUUCUCAAACUCUGCUAGUUGUUGACCAUGUCGAGAGGCAAAACAGUUCCCCAAUAAAAUCUGUCAGUGCCUUCUUUCAUAAUCUGGACAUUGAUUUUAAGUACAUCCCAUAUAGGUUUAUGAACAGGUACAAUGGCGCCAUGAUGGACGUGUGGGAUGCUCAUUACAAAAUGUUUUGGUUUGAUCAUGGUGGCAGCAGCCCCAUUGCUAGUAUACAGGAAGCAGAGCAAGCCGCUGAAUUUAAGAAACGGUGGACUCAGUUUGUUAAUGUUACAUUUCAGAUGGAUUCCACAAUCACAAGAAUUGCCUAUAUCUUUUAUGGGCCAUAUGUCAAUGUAUCCAGCUGCAGAUUUAUUGAUAAUUCCAAUUCUGGACUUCAGAUUUCUCUCAAUGUCAAUAAUACUGAACAUACUGUUUCCAUUGUAACUGACUACAACAACUUGAAGACAAGGUUCGAUUACCUGGGAUUUGGUGGCUUUGCCAGUGUGGCUGAUCAGGUCCAAAUAACCCGAUUUGGUUUGGGCACUCAGGCAAUAGCAAAGCCCAUAAGACGUGAUAGAGUGAUUUUCCCCUUUGGAUUUAAAUUCAAUGUAGCAGUUGGAUUGGUUUUGUGCAUCAGCUUGGUGGUCUUAACUUUUCAGUGGCGGUUUUACCUUUCCUUUCGAAAGCUGAUGCGGUGGAUCCUCAUACUUGUGAUUGCCUUGUGGUUCAUCGAGUUGCUGGAUGUGUGGAGCACUUGCACGCAGCCCAUCUGUGCAAAGUGGGCAAGGAUGGGGGCCGAGGCGAGCGCCAAGGCUUUGUCUCCCAAUGGGCACCACGUCCAUCUUCCUGAUGUCGUCAUUACCUCACUUCCGGGUUCCGGAGCCGAAAUUCUCAAACAACUUUUCUUUAACAGCAGUGACUUUCUCUACAUCAGGGUUCCCACAGCCUACAUUGACAUCCCUGAAACUGAAUUUGAAAUUGAUUCCUUUGUAGACGCCUGUGAAUGGAAAGCGCCAGAUGUCCACAGCGUGCAUUUCCGCUUACUCCGAGGCUGGCUGCAGUCCUUGGUUCAAGACACCAAACUCCAUUUGCAAAACAUCCAUCUGCAUGAAUCCAGUAGGGGUAAACUGGCCCAAUAUUUUACCACGAAUAAGGACAAAAAAAGAAAAUUGAAAAGGAGAGAGUCUUUGCUGGAACAAAGAAGUAGGAUGAAAGGCGCCUUUGAUAGAGACGCUGAAUACAUCAGGGCCCUGAGGAGACACCUGGUCCAUUACCCCAGCGCUCGGCCUGUGCUCAGCUUAAGCAGUGGGAGCUGGACCUUAAAGCUGCAUUUCUUUCAAGAAGUGUUAGGAGCUUCGAUGAGGGCCUUGUACAUAGUGAGGGACCCUCGGGCUUGGAUUUAUUCCAUGCUGUAUAGUAGUAAACCGAGCCUUUACUCUUUGAAGAAUGUACCAGAGCACUUAGCUAAACUGUUGAAAAUAGAGGGAGGCAAAGGCCAAUGUAACUUAAACUCAGGCUACGCUUCCGAGUAUGAAGCCUUGAGGAAAGAAUUAUCAAAACCCAAGCCACACGCAGUCUCCCUGCUGGCUCACGUGUGGCUGGCAAACACCGCUGCAGCCCUGAGGAUAAACGCCGACCUGCUGCCUACCAGCUACCAGCUGGUCAAGUUUGAAGAUAUCGUGCAUUUUCCUCAGAAAAUCGCAGAAAGGAUUUUUGCCUUUCUUGGAAUUCCUUUGUCUCCUGCUAGUUUAAACCAAAUAUUGUUUGCCACCUCCACAAACCUUUUCUAUCUUCCCUACGAAGGGGAAAUAUCACCAACUAAUACUAAUGUUUGGAAACAGAACUUGCCUAGAGAGGAAAUUAAACUGAUAGAAAACAUCUGCUGGACACUGAUGGAACGUCUAGGAUAUCCAAAGUUUAUGGACUAAAUGCUGCAGGUCAGCAGAAAUUUGCACUAAUACUUUCCAACCCAAUUUGUGGAAUUAGAAGAGUUUGUUUAUUCUUGUAGUGUGUGUGUGUGUGUGUGUGUGUGUGUGUGUGUGUGUGUGUGUGUGUGAUCAGUUUGUUACUACGCACAGAGAGAUUAUUUUAAAAAUAGGCACUGUAUUUGGCCUAGCAGGAUUUAUUUUUUAUGUCACUACUUUCCUUGCCUUUGUUUUUGAAUGUUUUCUUCUAAAAUGUUUCUGCUGCAGAGGUGUAGAUGAAGUUAUAUUACAGUGGCCAGGGGAGACAGGAAGAUUUUAAAGGAUUUUUUCUAACUCUUUCCUUUAUCUGUAACUGGCCGAUCUGUCUAGGAACCUCACACACUGCAAAAGACCUUGCAGUUGCUGCUUUACCGAAGCGUCUCUGGCUUUCAAGAUGGACCACAAAAGUUCUUUAUCUUUUUUAAAAGGUGUGUCCUAACACACUUAUCUUGCUCGCAUACACACACACACACACACACACACACACAAUCCUUUUACUGUGUAUAAUGUUAAGUGAUAUCACUGGGUAUAGUGGAAGUUCCUGGGAGAAUUGUAGGCUCCUUUCUGGAAAAUACAGAUGGGAAUACAGAAUAGAUUUCUUUUUCUUUUACCUUUUUAUUUUUUGGUGGUCAGAAAGUGACCUGAAAAUCCUCCUUAACAUUUUUUACUUGGAAGUAAUAAGGAGUCAGCCUUCGAACAGUGGGCGCCCAGGACUGGUAGAGUAUCUUUAGACCUGUUUACCUGUUUAAAAUGCUCUUUUUGCCUCCUGUUCACCAUCACCACUCCCACUCUAUCCUUUCUCUCAUUGUCAUGCGAAACAAUCAGUAGUUACUAAUGGCUAAACUCCUGAUAUUUGUGGGGAUUUUUUUUUUUCCUCUGUCCUGAUGAUUAAUUUUGCAUCAAAGCCUGACACAGCCUUAGAAUCAGAUUUCUCCCUGUGGAUUUAUCACUGUAUGACUCAAAGAAAACAGUGCCACUGCUGCCAGUGUUUUUUCGGACUGGAAACAGAAUUGGAAAACUGCCUGACUUAGCUUGCAUCCCUUUGAAUGAGUCUACAGACUGCCAGUGUCUGCAUAAGUUAAAGGCGAAUGGGAGAUGAUGUCAGAGGCAUCUGUUUCCUUUACCAUCUGCAUCUUAUUAUAAAUGUAGUCGUCAUAAAAUGUGGUUCGUUUUAUUUCAGUAGGCUCUGAAAUCAGAGUGCUAUGCCAUUAGAAGCCAGUGGAGUAAUUAUAAUGGGUUGGAUAAAAAACGUUAGGCGGUGUGGAGACUUGAUGAAAAUCUCUGUACAGAUUGCAGUCUUCUUCCUGAUGUUUCAGACUGUAGUCCCCAUCCCCCCUCCUCUAGGCUUUAACACUUGGGAGUCUGUCAUUCUGACCUAGAUAAAAGUGGUUCUUUCUCAGUAGUUUGUUAUUAUGUCAAAAUGUGCCUCCAAGGUGAUAAAGCUGUGGAUAUGUUACAUUCCAGCUAAAGCUAACUGGACCGUCAUUUUUCUUACACUACAGUGUGAAAGCAGACCACUCCCCCCCCACCCCAUCUACUUCCUUGGGAAUCCCUCCCUGCCUUCUCUCUACAGUGUCAAAAUGAAUGAAAAUCAUAUUGUAUUAAUACAGGGUUGAGAGGACCCUCAACCCUGACUGAGGACCUGAGUCCACACUGUUAUUCUCAAGAAAGGUUAUUCUUCCUACCUCAAGGUUAUCACCAAGCAUGUAACAUUGCUACAUGCAUGGCAACACUAGUUCUGUUAUUGAUCAGAGUCUCAGUGUUUGCUUGAUUUCAACUCUCAGGAUGUGUGAUUUUAGAUCAAAUAAAAAGGCUUUGGGAUUGGUGGUAAUGUUAGGUCCCAUCAAGGUAAGAAUUACAAACAUGUGCAGGUAACAGCAGGGAAAGCAGAAGCUUUACCAUGCCUUUUCCUUUACAUUGCACAGAAACAGGCCGACAGGCAGAAGAGAGCCAGGUUGAGUACGUGAAGGGGAAGGGAGAGAGAUGGAAAAAAUGAAACAGAAAGAGCAGUUCUGUGAAUGGAUAUGGGAACAACAUGGGAAUAUGUUAUUUAUAGCUUCAAAAAGGAACAUGCUUAACAAAAUGAUUUUCACAGGUGAGGGAUGGCCCAGCCAUUGGAUACAUGUGUAUUUGUUGAUGCUUGGGACUCCCUGCUUUAUAAUCUCAGACGUCUAGGUCCUGUACUUCUAGGGAGUUUUCCUAGGAAAAACAUGAAUAGAUUCACCACUCAUUUUUAUUCUUAUCAUGAAAAUAAUGCAGUGAUUAUCAUGUGACACUUCCAAAGAAAACGAUUAAAAAGAUAUCCUUUCCAUAAAAUCAAUUCCUUUCUUCCUUAACUUCCCCAAACUUAGGCCUAGUUGGGAUAAAAGCAUUCAUUAAAAUAAUGCAACUUAAAUAUUGAAAUUCUGAAAAAAAUGUGUUAAUUUUUCUGACAAAAGUAACAUGCAUCUGGUGGUAAUGUUGAUCUGGUUUUCAGACGUUCUGAAAUAUUGCAAAUUUCUCACUUUGGAUGACACAGGCUGUAUCCACAGUUGAAUUUACUGUAAUGGAAAUUCCAGAAAGGAAGGAAAUGGGAGAAUCUGUUCAGGAGAAAGAAGAUAAAUCUAUGAUUAUGCUUAAAUGUAUUCUACAGAAACCUAAAGAGGCACAAGUUUUAGGCAGAUGACACAACAACACAUACAUACUCAACUUAGACCCCAAAUAUUAGACAUUCGAUUGGCUGGCUUUUUAGACAAAUGGAAGAAUCAGUAAAUGCCUAGUAAGAACGAGAUAAUUAUUUAUGUCCAAUUCUCAGACAUGGCAGAGAAUCUGCCACAAAUAUGUUUGAAGAAGAACCUCUCUUCUUCAAACAUAAACUAGUUAUGUUUAAUUUUUUUUUUUCCUUUUAUGGAAACACCAUCUCAUGUCUGCCACUGAUGUUUGAUUGGCAUCAUUUAUCAGCAGAGCUUUUGGUACAUCAUCAUAGAUCCUAGAUGUUCUUGAUAAAAAGUCUAUCACAUUUAGUUAUCUAUAAAUAGUAACUGGUUUUAAAGUUGCUAUGUUUGACUUAACUUUGGUCAUAAUUAGAAAAAGAUCACUGAUAUAGAAGAAAAUGUGAAUAAAAGGCAAUGUAAGUGUAACAGCACUUAUAGAGGUAAGGGAUCUAAUAUUCUUAGAGCCAGGAAUUUAACAUGUGGCCUACCUACUGCUUAUUUAAAUGUAGACUAAAGUGUGUCUAAAACCAGCUGUUAAGGCAGUUUUUUUCAGCACUUGGCUAGUAUCAUUUCCCUUCAUGUUGGCAGAAAAAAUCCAUAUAGUAUUUUAAGAACUAGACAGAUUUUUUUUUUGGUACAAAGGAUGGUAGGAACUUCAAACAAUAGAUUCUCACAUUCUCUAUAGUUAACUUGUAGAAGCUUGAGCUGUAAUUUAUAUGAGCUUAUGUUGUAUUAAGCCCAAGUAAAAUGUUGAAUUAAUUCUAUUUUUAAAGAUAGGUUCAGCUAGGUCUUCCAAACCAUGGGAUUUUUUGGUUUUGAUUUUCAUUUUUUUUCACACCUAUCCAGUUAUGCAGCAAAAAAACAAACAAAAACCUAUGCUGAAGAUCGCAGACAAGUUGGUUUGAACUGUGUAUAUAUAAAACACUCCUAUAAAUAAAUAAAUAAAAGCUAAAACCACAUUGGCUAUGAUUGGGAUAAUUUGUAGUAGCCCUCUUUUUUAGGUUUUUGGCUAACUUAGGACUUUGUGUGGAGCUAAGAAGGUAGAAGCUGGGAAAUGCAGACCCACAUUUUCAGCCACUAAAACUUUCACCCUUCAGUGACGGGCAAGUCUUGCCUCUACUCCCUUAACUUAAUUCCAAGUCCUGCCUUUGACUUGCUCUCAAUCCAUUUCUUGCUUCUCCAUACAUUAUCCUAACUUACUAAGCAGUGAGAACAUCCUAGUACUAUGCACCUGUGCUCUACAUCUGCCCCGCCUGCCAUUGGGAGGAUCUUCAUUCAGGCAUGAGACCUCCAAAAGGAAGUUUCUAGCAGGUCCCUUGAGAUUCUAAGUAGGUGGUACACUAGGUUGGCACGGUGAUGGCUUUUUUUGUUUGUUUGUUUGUUUUUGUUUUAAAGAUAAGGAUCCACAGAACCAUAAGGUUUCCAUGCAUGCAUUACAAUCCUCACAACAACUUGCUGGUACUUUUGUUACAGAUAAAUCUGAAGCCCCUGUGGUGUCUAUAGGGGAUCUAUUUUUGUUAAGGAAUUUGGAGCAGGUUUACAAUUUGUUUAUCAACUCAAGUAUUCAUUGUACUUUUUGCCUGUUUACUGUCAAGGUAUUGAUUAGCAUGAGGGAAGAACAAAAAUUGCUUGAUAUUGACUCUGCCCUGUGAAUAAUUGGUGGUCUCUCCAGAGACUUCAGAACUAGUAGGUAUUCAUCAAGAAGAGGAGAGCAGGAGCAUGCCAGGUAGUGAUUACCACCCAAGGAAAGGCACAGAAAGUGUUGCCUGUUCUGUAGUAGACAUAUUUCUGAAGUGGUGGUUAUGAGGAAAGGGAGUGGUUACCAAGUUAUUGGUAAAUUUGGACAGAGAUGGUCUUAGGUUUGACUAUAGUUAUCAUAGGAUGUCCCAUCACUGAGUAGCCUUUCCAAAGAGAAGCACAAACAAAAGUGCUGACCCUUACCCUCUCCCCUUGGGGAGGGGGCUCACUUAACUACCCCAAUAUGUUUGUCACAGAGAAAUGUGGUCUAUUAUUGUAUAUCGAGGGAUACCCUGAAAAGGAUGUGUGAAUGCAAUCUGACUGAGGUGCUACUAAUAAUAUUAAGAUGAAUAAUUCUGUUUCAUUUAGGCUCCAGCUGGCCAGUGGGCAUCUUCUUUUCUUCUCCCUCCCAUCUAAAUACCUUCAGAUCCACAUUAUCAGACACAGCUACCAAUUCUGGGAAUGCAGUAGUGAACAAAACCUAUGGAGCUGACAGUCAAAUACAUUUUAAAAGAACUCACUUUAGGAAGAUAAAAACAAGCUAUUCUUUUCCCUUUCAUGUAAAUAACAGCAGAAGGAAGGAAGGGAAGGAAGGAGGGAUUGAAGGAAGGAAGGCUAAACCUAAAUCACCAGAGAAAGUAACAUGCACAAGGAGAAUCAUCCUGUAACAGCUGUGUUCAAUAUUGUGUGAACUAUUUAAGAAUCUCUUUGAAAUCUUGUUGUAGCUAAAAUUUCAAAAAAGAGGAAGAUAAAUUGUAAUCUGAGCAAAUCUUUUCUGUAGUACAUUGCAGUUGCUCUGUUUUAUUUCUUUAAAAUAUUUCUGUAUUGCUCUGACUCUCUUGAGAUGAAAAUUUUCUUUCUAGUGUAUUAACACUCAUGUUGAAUAUCAAUUAAGUAACUGAGGUUUCCAAAUGUCCUGGAUAUGUGCUUUUCUCAUAUACUGUCUUCCCUAUUUCCAUGUGUACGGUAUACAUGUUGGUCUUGAUAUAAGGAAGCAGAAGUUCAUGCACACAUGACAUCCAUGAUACUGUCCAUUCCUCCCUUUGGAAAUCAAUUCAGCUCCCAUCACUGGCACUUUUCUCAACUAAUAAAUGAACAAUAUGAAAUCUCUAAUCCCUGAAUUAAAAUCUGACACACUUCUAUGAACAAUGUAUUGUGCACAUCUUACUUUAUUCAUUGCAUAAUGUAAAUAAUGCUGUCUACCUUUGUCAUCUUGCAGUGAAAGAUUACUGCCCAAUUUUAUUGGUACUUAUUUAUUGUUUUAAUUGUGUUCAUUUAUCCCUUUGCCUUGUUCCAAAAGAUUAAUUUUGUGGUAGAUUUGCUUAAAGUUCUUGGAAUUUUAAAAUAAGGCUUUUUAAAAUAUAUUGAGCCAUUUUAAUUUGAUGCCUUAAUGCAAUAUUUCACAAAAGUUUAACAUGGGAUUUGUAAGAACAUAAUACAACCAAGAAGUGAUGGAACUGCUUCCAUAAAAUACCCAUGAAGAGACAAAUGCCUAUAAAAAUGUGGUUAAUAAAAAGAUAACCAUAUACAAAAUAGGUGGGUUUUACUCUCCAUUUUCAGACAUUAACCUGGGUGCUUUGGUUAAUUCGAUGCUAACUUGCUGGAACUGUUAUUUCUCUAGAUUUACCAAAAUAAACUGAAAUGUGCAUACAUUCAGUUAUACUUUGCAUCUUACUCAACAUAAAUGAUAAAAGUCUCAGAAAGUCCCAUUAUUGAAAACCUAAGUAGAAAGGUACUUACUUGAAUACACACAUGAAAACUUGGCAGGAUUCCAUUACUAGAAGAGGCUAUAAGCUUUCCUGUGUGUAACCAACAGAUUGCACUGGUAGGUUUUUCAUAAACUUUGUUCGUACCUUUCUCCCAUUUCCUUGCUUAACUUGAAGAGGGAUACUUCUAUUAAGAAUGUUAUAUUCACAACCCUUUUAUAUACUAUAUGAAUUUUCAAAUUAGAUAAAAGCCAAUACAGAUCCCUAGGUCAGUAAACAGUGAAGAGCUGUGAGGUCUUGGGCAACUUCCUUAAUUUUAAAUCUCCAUUUCAUCUGUAAAACUCCUCCAGAGUUGAUGUAAGAAUUAAAUAAAACCACAUGUGGGAAUUAAUAGAACACUAUUUCUUUCCUCUUUCUGAUUACUUCCAAUUCAUUAUAUAUCAAACCCAUAUAUAAUGUGAUGCACCAUUUUCCUAAUAAGGAAAUAUUAAAAUGUUUUCAGAGAUUUCGAGCAUACAUAAUUGGUAUAUAGGCCAAAUAUACACCUAUUUUAGUCUUUCCUAUAUCAAGCGAAUUGCACAAGCAUGUAAAAUCACAAUUAUGCAAAUAAUAUAUUGAUUUGAAAAUCCUUUUUUCAUAUUCACAUUUUAAGAAAGAAUUUAUUCAAAUUUUCACUUCAGCUUCAAUGUCUUCAUCAUUUCUAGAGUCAAGUUUUGAGUUUUUCCAAAGAAUUUAUUUCCUUCUGAGUUUUACUGAAGUAGAGACUUUUGAAUUUAACUAUGAUGCUAUUUCUGAAAUUUUAUUUCAUUUUACAAGUGCUGUUCAUAUAGCAUUAAUCAUAACUUUAUGUUCAUACCUUCUUUCAGUAAAUACAUAAUUGCAAUCUACAUUGUAAUUGUAAUCACUGUAUUUUUCCCAUUAAAAUUUUCCAUUUAUUUAUUAUGAAAUAUUCAUAAAAGCUGGGGGUGUCUAAGACUAUGUGUGAACAUUAUCAUUUACUCUGCUGGCUAUGUUGGAAAAAAAUAACCAAUCUGAAGUAGCGUAGCCGCAUUACACAUUUAAUAUUUAUAUACCUUCACACCGUAUAUAACAAAUUAUUAUAUCAAUAGAGAAUGAUCUCAUCUCUAUAGAAUAAUUGUUUCUGUUAAUUCUCGUCAUUCAUAUAUAUUCUUUGUGUAAGGGUAAAAUCUUACAGUACUUUAUCCUCUGCUUGGUCUUUGUAAGUUUGGAUACUUUUUCUCUUCCAUGGCUGUAGAUUACAACCCAGGAGUAAAUUCCAGAGCCUCCAGCCAGAAACUCAGCUUUCCAGCAAGGAGUGCAAGAGAGAAUGCACCUCUGCAUUGGGACCAAGUGCCACAGACCUUUGAUAAUAGCGUUCAUAACAUUGAAGAGAGGGAUUCCUUUCCUGCGAUUGAUUUUCCUUGGAUAUUGCUGUCAACACUCUUGCUAAGGUUUACUGUAUGCAGAUUACAAGACACUCUUUUGUUGAUCCUUGCCUAUGCCAGCUCUGCUGCCCCCACCCCUACCCCCCCAUUUAUCAAGCUGUAGGUAUUAUAGAUAUGCAAGACAGAUUAUGCUAAUUUGUUGACACUGAAAAGAUGUGCUGACCCCAUCGGAAGCCCUCCCCUAUGAUAAAUUUCCGUGGCCAAAGCUGGGACCUAGAGUCAGAAUUCCUAUGCUCACACACUACAGUAUGGUACAAAGCAUACAUAUCUGACCUUUCAUGACCAUGUCCUCUUGCUCUGACCAGCUCUCCCAGAGGUAACGUCUACCCUGGAUUUUAUGUUUACCAUCUCCUUGCUUUUCCUUAUAGUUCUACCACAUAUGUCUCUAUCUUACCAACAUACUGUAUAUUUUUACAUGUUUUUAUACUUUAUGUAAACAGUAACAUUCUGGAUAUAUUCUUGUGCAAUUUGCUUUUCUUUGCUCAGAAUUUUAUCUAAUGCAUGUUGAUGUCUGUAGGUGGAGAUCAUUUAUUUUCAACAUGACAGUGUUCCCUUAUAUGAGUAUGCUAUUAUCUGAAAUACCAUACUUUGUCUUGUAUCUUGGUAGAUUUGGGGUACAUUUUUAAUUUUUACAAAUUCAACCAUUAUAUAUAAAACUUCUAGUAUAUGUCAUAUAAUGCACGUAUACAUGAAUUUUGUCAUUGUGUUUUGUUUGUCCCAGAAUGUUUCCACCCAGCCCCACUCUAGCCUAGAAUAUAUAUUUGGGCUCAAAGCACAUCCUCAACUGUUCUAGAUGCUACCAAAUUAUUUUUACAGAUUGUCUGUACAAAUUGACUUUCCAGCCAUUAUCAAAAUUUUUUGUUGCUCCAGAAUUUCUCCUGAAUUUGACCUUCUUCAUACUUUUAAAUAUUUUCUUGUCUGGUGGGGGUAAAAGGAUGUUACCUUUUUCCUUUUUUUUUUUUUUUCCUGCAUUCCUCUGAUUAUUAAUGACAUAGAGCACACACAGUAUGUAGUCCUUAUUUUUUCCAUUUAUGUUUCUUCUUUGGUGAAACAAAAUCCACAUUCAUGUCUUUUAUCCAUUUUUCCAUUGUGUUCUUUUUUUCUCAUUGAUUCGUUGAAGUUUACAGUAUAUUAAUACUAAUCUUUUUUUGGUUAUAUUUGUUGAGAAUAACUUCUUGGCUUAUAUUUUCAUGAUCUUUGUAUUAUGACUUUUGUGAUAUACUUUGAUACACAGGUGUUCUUAAUUUGAAUGUAAACAAAUAUGUUAGUGUUUUGCUUUAUUAUUUAUACUUUUUUGCAUAUUAUUAAAGAAUCUUUCUUAAGGUUUUGGCACUGAAAAUGUUCUCCUCUAUUUCCUUCUAAGCAUUUUAAUUUUCUUCUCAUUAUCUAUUGCUGCAAAACAAUAUUAUCUCAAGUGUAAUGGUCUAGAACAGCACACAUUUAUUAUCUCACCAUUUCUGUUGGUCAGGAAUCCAGGCAUGGCUGAACUGGGUCCUUUGCUCAGAGUCUUAUAUGUGGCUGCAGUGAAGUUGCUGGCAAGGACUGGGAUCUGUCUUGAUACUCAGCUAGAGAAGCAUCCCUUCCAAGCUCAUGGGGUUGUUGGCAAGACUUAGUUCCUUGAGGGUUGUUGGACUAAAAGCCUCAGUUCUUUUAGAGUCUACAUGCCACAGAUUCUUUUAUAUUUAAAUACUUAAUCUGCUUUACAUUAAUGCUGUCUAUUCUGAAAUCUUUUUUUUUUUCCUGUAUGAAUAACCUGCUAUUCUAGACUAAAAAGACUCAGUAACCUUUUCUUUUCCACUACCCUUUAAUGCCAUCUCUACCAUAUAGCAAGUCCUUAUAUUUUGUAUGAGUUGAUUUCUGAGCUCUACUGUAUUCCACUGGCAAAUUUGGUAACCCAAUGACAAUCCUGCACUAUCUUAAUUACUGUAGUCCUUUCAUUAGCCUUGAAAUCUGGAAAAGCAAGUGUUUUGAUUUUCUUUUUCCUCAUUUCUUAAGCUUUUCUUCCUCCAUAUGCAUUUCAGAAUUAGUUUGCACAGUUCCUCGGAGUAAACAAAGAACAAUACUUGGGUUUUUUUUGUUUUUUUUUUUGCUGCACCCAUGGCAUAUGCAAGUUCCCAGGCCAGGGAUGUUCCCCAGCUAGGGGAAGAACCUGUGCCAUGGCAGCGACCCAAGCUGUUGCAAUGACAAUACAAGAUCUUUAACCCAAUGCACCACAAGAGAACUCCAGAAAAAUACAUGUUAACUGUAAAUGCACUACAUCAAUUUUUGAGAGAAUCGACCUCUUUACAUUAAUUAAUGCCUAUUACUAAGCAUGAUAUGUCUCACCUUUUACAUGUGUUAAUCCUUUGAUAGACAAGUAUGAGCACUUUAUAUAUUAUUAUUACAGUGGAUGAUAUUUAUUUUUAAUUACAUGUUCUAACUGAUGCUAGUAUAUAGAAAAUACAAUUAACUUUUGUGUAUUUAUAUUGUAUCAGGGAACUUACCCUCUAAUUUAAUAAUUUACCUAUAAAUUCUUUCCCGAAAUACUUAUAUAGGUAGUUUUGUAAUCUUACAACUUUUAAUCUUACAACUUUGUAAUGUUCUUACUGGAUUUGUUAGGACAUUCUGUAAAAUACUGAAUGGAUUUGAUAAUGUGAAUGUCUGUGUACUGUUCCUAAUGCGAAUGGAGUGCUUCUGUAUUUUACCACUGAGCAAAUGGAUGGAUGCUGUGUGUAUUUCAGAGAUUCACCUAAUCAGGAUGUGGUAGUCGCUUCCACUCCCAGUCAAUAAGUGACUUUUUAUCAUCAGUGCAUGAUGAGAUUUAGUCAAUGCUUUUGCUGCAUUUAUUGUGAUAAUCAUAUGUAUGUUUUUUUGCUUUUAUCUGUUAAUGUAGUAUAUUAGGUGAAAUUGUUUUUUUUUCUUUAGAGAUUAAACCAAACUUGGCUUGCUAUGAUAAAACCAGACUGGGAAUGAUUCAUUAUAUUUAUAUUUGUUGCUGGAUUGAGUUUUGUUAAUAAUUUAAGAUAUGUAUAGCAAUACUUGUAAUUGUGAUUUUCUCAUAAUAUACAUGUCUAAUUUUGAAGUCAACAUACUUGUCACACAAAAUAAGUUGAGAAUGUUCUAUUUUUAUAUUCCCUAGAAGAGUCUGCAUAGGAGUGAAAGGAUAUAAUGUCAAAAUAUUUGUUAGAACUCAUUUGUAAAAUCAUCUGGCCAUUCUGUUUUCUUUGUGGAAACAUUUUAACUAAAUAUAAAAUUUA
Molecule: messenger RNA, 15724 nt
Organism: Sus scrofa (pig)
Lineage: Eukaryota; Metazoa; Chordata; Mammalia; Artiodactyla; Suidae
Source: RefSeq, a predicted model, not a curated record